GAGAAUUCUAAACUACCCUUCGCCACCUGGAGCCCUCUCUGAAGGCGUGGGCUGCCCUUAGCGCUGCCGGUUCCAGAAGUCCCUGCGUUCAGGCAUUCACCGACGACAGCCCUACGCGGGGAUUGCGGAUAAAGGACGGCAGACUGAGCGGGCUUCGGCGCAGACGUAGUCCGCGCAGUCCUGAGUGCCGCAUGCGCAGUGGGUAGAAGCGGCAGCGGCAGCCAUGGACGACGAGGAGGAGACUUACCGGCUCUGGAAGAUCCGUAAAACCAUCAUGCAGCUAUGUCAUGACCGUGGCUACCUGGUGACCCAGGAUGAGCUGGACCAGACACUGGAAGAGUUUAAAGCCCAGUUUGGGGAUAAGCCCAGUGAGGGGCGGCCACGGCGCACAGAUCUCACCGUGCUGGUGGCCCACAAUGAUGAUCCCACCGACCAGAUGUUUGUCUUUUUUCCAGAGGAGCCCAAGGUCGGGAUUAAGACCAUCAAGGUAUACUGCCAGCGCAUGCAGGAGGAGAAUAUCACCCGUGCCCUCAUUGUGGUACAGCAGGGCAUGACGCCCUCUGCCAAACAGUCGCUGGUUGACAUGGCUCCCAAGUACAUUCUGGAACAGUUUCUGCAGCAGGAGCUGCUCAUCAACAUCACGGAGCAUGAGCUGGUCCCAGAGCAUGUCGUCAUGACAAAGGAAGAGGUAACAGAGCUACUAGCACGAUACAAACUCCGUGAGAACCAGCUGCCCAGAAUCCAGGCGGGAGACCCCGUAGCGCGCUACUUUGGGAUAAAGCGUGGACAGGUGGUGAAGAUCAUCCGGCCCAGUGAGACAGCGGGCAGGUACAUCACCUACCGGCUAGUCCAGUAGUUGCUGCCUGGCCAGACCCUGGAGAUGAAGAAACAGUGACCACCAUCAUCUUGAGGACUCAUGCCUCUGCCCUGUGGAAGUCUGAUCCCCCCAAACUUUGCCACUGCUCCUCUGGACUCCCCCCAAGGCAGGCAGCUGCUACCUUGGUUCACCUUUCUUGGGUGAGGCUUUCGAGGGCCUGGCCGGCUUGAUUCACCUAUGGAUCCUUGAAUGACAGGGCCUCAGGAGGAGCAAGGCCCCAAUUGGGAAGACAGCUGUGGAUAGCUGAUGGCACAUGGCAGUGCUGGAUUCUUGUCUAAUCUGCACUGACUCCCAGGCAGGGGGACUUGGAGUCUGUGUCUCCUGCCUGGCCUGUCAGGAGCUGGGGCUGGAUCUUGGGCCUGCGUGUGUGGGCUGCACCUCCACUAAGCCUUGGCUUACACCCAUGAGUUCUCUAAAUUCAGCAAGGUUUGAGAUUACAAUUCAUUUGGAGUUUUCAGUUGCCAUAGGAUGUUGGAUAUUUCUAAACUUUAAAGACAUUUUGAGUAAAUAAAUUUGCUUGUUUCACAAGCCAAGGCCAGA
Nycticebus coucang (slow loris) is the source of this 1417-nucleotide messenger RNA. RefSeq names its product RNA polymerase II, I and III subunit E (gene POLR2E). Gene Ontology annotation, cellular component: RNA polymerase III complex; RNA polymerase II, core complex; RNA polymerase I complex. The coding region runs from base 224 to 856 and encodes 210 amino acids. NCBI's taxonomy places the organism in Eukaryota, Metazoa, Chordata, Mammalia, Primates, Lorisidae. Gene Ontology annotation, molecular function: DNA-directed RNA polymerase activity; DNA binding. The transcript is spliced from 8 exons. Gene Ontology annotation, biological process: DNA-templated transcription. The record is from RefSeq and is a predicted model, not a curated record.